Molecule: messenger RNA, 3837 nt
Organism: Spirodela intermedia
Lineage: Eukaryota; Viridiplantae; Streptophyta; Magnoliopsida; Alismatales; Araceae
Source: the annotation of a GenBank genome assembly
AUGGCGGAGGAGGAGGGAGGAGCAGGGUCAAGGGCGGGGGUGCCGCGGACGGGUGGCGGCGGGUACUUCCGCGGCGGCGGCGUCGCAAGCCUCAGCCCGAUGACUCCGGUCUCGAGCUUCUUCGCGGAGGACAACGAAUCUGACUGCCGGUCCUUCUCGCAACUCCUGGCGGGGGCCAUGGCGUCUCCGGUGGGACCAAUUUUGGGGAGGACGCAGUGGGGCUUCCCCACGGCGGAGGAUCACGGCGGGAAGGAGGCUGCUCCGCCGGAGGGGAAGGAGAAGGACGUGGCGGCGCCGUCGUUCUUCACCAUGCCGCAGGGCCUCAGCGUCGCCGCCUUGCUGGAUUCUCCUUCUCUCUUCACGCCUGGUUCGGUGAGUGCUUCCCUGAUGAAAAACAGCCUCCUGGUUACGUCUCGCAUGAUGCUUCGAUGUACCUGGUGUCGUCUAAGUAAUCCGCCAUGGUUCCGUAUCGGUGGAGCAGAUCUUUCUGAAUCUAACUCUGGAGAUCAUCUGAAGGGGGGGUGUCUGGUGGUUGUAAGGAGCGAAACCCUAUUCCAGUCUACAGGGGCUAGAAGAAGAAGAAGAAGAAGAAGAAGAAGAAGAAGAAGAAGAAGAAGAAGAAAACAAGAGAGUAGAUCAAGGAGGAAGAGAGAAUCAGAGCGACAAACUACCAAGAACACAGAUUUUUCGCAGUCGCAUCAGAGUUCCCAAUCUUGAAGGAGUUAGAUCCUAGAAGUGAAGGGGGGCGAAACCGAUCAGAGAGGUCAGGGUCCGCUCCUCCGAAGGGUCCACAUGAAGUUUAUACAGGGGGACAGAAGAUUCAGUUCAUUUUUUAUUUUAUUUUUCGUAAAGUGCACAGAACUGACUGAGAAGAAAAAAUAUGCCUUGUUUGAAUGAGGAUCUCUUCUUAAUUGCUUCAUAUGAGCUUUACGGCAUUCAUAAGGUUCACUUUUCAACCAGACAGUUGAGAACUGAAAUGGCAGGAACCUGACUCAUGUGCCAUCAUCUUGUUUAAAUAAUUCACUUCCACCACUUAGUCCUCCUGCUAGAAGUAUGCUUUGAGUAGAUGAUAAUCUACUUAUGAUCAAGAACUUGCCUGAGUUUGAGUUUUGGUUCCUGUGGAUGAUUUAUAUCUAUUUGAUGGGAAUCUGGGGACUACACUACACACCAACGGACUAAUCUCCACUUGGGUCAGAUUGUAAAUUUUCCAUAAGAGGUUGGGUGGGUGGGUGGGUGGUCCAAGUUUGAAGGUAGCUUUCCAGCAAGGGGAGUGAUGUUCUAAAGGAAUUUAGUGUUUAAAUCUUACCAGCUCCGUUGUUCAAUACCGAUUAUCGGAUUGGCAUGGCGUGAUCCAUGCUCAUUGCUACAAGUAAUCCACCAGUGGGUCCUGACUUUUCAGAUUUUUCCUUUUUUUUUUCUUUUUUUUCUUUUCUUGUCUAGAAAAGUAAUGCUAUUUAUGAACUGUUUAUCCAGCAGCUGGAAUGUGAUCAGAGAUAACUAAAAUAAAGAUAAAGCUGCGCAGCAAGCAUCAGAUUAAAAAAAGAUAAUUCAGGAAAUAGAUUAUCUCAUCAUAUCGUGGAAGAAGGGAUGCCCGUACUCGGGGGAAAAUUCGUAGAUUAUCUUCAUAAUUUUAUUUCUUACCUCGCAGGGUCCCUAUGGGAUCUCGCACCAAGAGGCACUGGCGCACGUCACUGCUCAGGCUUCUCAGGUAGCACAUUCUGCUUCCCAUCUGCAGAUGCCAGUAGAAACCCAAGACGGUGCCUCGUGGGCACAGCCCAAUAGCACUGCCGUCGGUUCUUCUCUGUUAGAACAAAAAGAAGCUUCGACGUCAGUCUCAGAAACAGCAGAGGGUUCUCAGGCUAGACAGAGAACUCAAGCUACAUCUAUCGUCAUUGACAAACCCUCUGACGAUGGCUACAACUGGAGGAAAUAUGGGCAGAAGGUUGUUAAGGGCAGUGAGUGCCCUAGGAGUUACUACAAGUGCACUCACUCGAAAUGUCCUGUGAAGAAAAAAGUUGAAAGGUCUCUUGAUGGGCAGGUUACGGAAAUUAUAUAUAAGGGGGAACACAGCCAUCAGCGUCCCCCCGCCAGUAAGCGUUCCAAGGAAGGUGGUUCAGGUGAGCCCAAUGGGAACAUCGAUCUGGCUGAUAAUUUGGAACCAGGUUCUCAAGAUGACAUGGGUUUUCAAAGUCAAGCGAGAAAGAUGAAUAGAUUAAUUGAGCAGGUGCCAGCCGAUCAAGCACAUAGAAGAGAUCAGGAGCGUCUGCAUGUAUCAUCCGAACAGCCAUCUGGCUCAGACGAUGACGAGGAAGCAGAUGUUUCUGAAGUAAGGACAGCUGAAGGGAGUGAUGCUGAGCUUGAUCCGAAACGGAGGUACUUUUUUUUUUUUGGUGUUUAGCUAACGCUUGACAGGUUACUUAUAUGGGACAUGUCUUUCUAAGUAAAUCUUGCUAAUGGAACAGGAAAUUACAAACCGGUGCGAUUGAAUCAAGUUCUUCUCAUAGAACAGUCACAGAACCAAGGAUAAUUGUGCAGACCACAAGUGAUGUUGAUCUUCUAGACGAUGGCUACAGAUGGCGGAAGUAUGGUCAAAAAGUGGUUAAAGGAAAUCCUAAUCCGAGGUAAUUAAUUCUUUUCGUGUAGAGAUAAGAAAAUGGUACUAGACGAAUCUGUCUCCUAGGAAACCAUUUUACCUCUUUGUCAAGUGAAACAAAAUGGUGCAUUAUAGAUCACGUCUGUCAGAGGUUUUUUUCCUUCCCAUCUUCAGUUCAGAAGCCUUAACCUUCAAGAAGCCCAUAUUGUUGUUCGUUCUUUGCAAUGCAGUGAUCUUUCAAAAAAAUCUAGCAGCGAAGACGUUGAAAGUUCUUAAUGAACAUGUGAAAUGAUCAUGCAUGCGCGGGCACUUCAAUGGAUUCUGUAAAGUAAUAAGUAAAUAUGAUACCUGGAACUAUUCUAUUGCAUAUCCAUUUGUGAACCCUUUAUCGAUUGAUUCUCAAAAACGACUUAUUUCUCUGCUAUAAUAAUCCCAUAUGAAAGAAUGAAAAUCUUUGACACUUUCCUUGGUGAACAGGCUAUCGAUGAAAUCUCCCUUCUACUCAGCGAACUACCAUUUCAACCGUAACUAGAUAUCUUCCCCUGGAUCUAUAUGAAUAAUUAGGAUCACAUGACCAACAGGGUGUUUUAAGUGGAAUUUGAUUGGUCAGUUGUAAAGAUGGCUUGAAGGAGCGAUUCCGAGCUAGUAUCACAUCAGAUCACUUCCUCCUGAUCCCCUCCCUUCCACGACCAAUUAUGCUCAUCUGGUUUAUGAAUGUACACUGCUAUUGAUGGCGCUUUUUUAUUGCUCAAAUACUUUCUGUGAUAGUGACAAGCAGACGAGCAUAUCUUCUCUGGAAAUCAACGCAUAAUAUAGCAGCUGUCUGUGCUCCAAUGCCAGCAUUCUAGAGGCUGAUAUUUCUGCAUUUGUUAAUAUAGUAAGAAGGAUGAGGAUCAUAGCACGUUAUUUCGAGCGUUAUAGCCCUUGUUUCUUACCCACGAGCUCAGUGUGCAUCCUCAUGAAGCCUCAUCUUACACCUCACCGUUGAAAUCUGCAGGAGUUACUACAAAUGCACCAGCCCUGGAUGUAAUGUCCGCAAGCAAGUUGAAAGAGCUUCGACAAAUCCCAAGGCAGUGAUAACCACAUAUGAGGGAAAGCACAACCAUAAUGUCCCUGCAGCGCGGAACAGCAGCCACAAAGCAACUGACGGAAGUUCUGCGGUAGUUGAAAGAAAAGAUUCUGGGGGCAAUGAUCAACGACACGGGGACUUUCUGCAGAUGAAGCAAGAGCGUGAAGUCAUAUGA